CGAGUCUUCACGGAAAGACUAGAAAACUAAAUCGAGGAAUAACUUGUAAUGGAGGGAAAUUUGAUUUUAUUUGGUUUUGGUCUUCUUGUGACGGCAUUUUUCUCCAUUUUCCUUGGAAUUAUCCUCUACAUUUCGUACGUCCGGAACAUUUACAGUCACAUUCCUCAACCGAAACCUCUUCACUUCUUGCUUGGACAUCUACCCCUCUUCAAAGAGGUUGCCAAAAAUGGACCAGUUACGACAAAAAUGGUUGAGUGGAGCAAAGAACUGGGUCCAGUGUACUGUCUCCACAUUGUUUUCAGAACUACAAUCGUUUGUGAUGACUCAACAGUUAUCAAGGUAACUUCAGUUUAGAAUUGAAUUAUUAUUCUGAUUGAACUAUUAUUGUAUUAAAACAUAGGGGGUAUUCUGAGGAGAGU
Molecule: messenger RNA, 419 nt
Organism: Strongylocentrotus purpuratus (purple sea urchin)
Lineage: Eukaryota; Metazoa; Echinodermata; Echinoidea; Camarodonta; Strongylocentrotidae
Product: cholesterol 24-hydroxylase-like
Exons: 3
Coding region: 49-354 (101 amino acids)
Biological process (GO): cholesterol catabolic process
Molecular function (GO): cholesterol 24-hydroxylase activity; iron ion binding; heme binding
Source: RefSeq, a predicted model, not a curated record